AUGGCGCUCGACGCUGCCGACAUCGACCAGCUCCGCGCGCUGCUCGCGCAGCGCGCGCGCCGCCUGGUGCGCCUCCGCGUGAGGCUUCGCGAGUACAGGCUGCAGUUCCUCCACCUCGGCAUCCCGCUUCCCAAGGGCGAGGGCGAGGACCUCGUCACGCAGAGCGCCGCCGAGGAGGAAGAGGACGGCUACGUCGAUGGCGAUGGCGGGUACUACCCUGAGCUCCGCUGCAACGACGGGGAGUACUACUACGAGGACGGGCAGGAGGAAGAGGAUGCGGUUGCCCUCGAUCUGGAGCGCCGGAUCUGCCGCCUCGAGCACGAUCACAAAACUCGCCUGCUUGAGCCACCCCUUGAGGAAGAGCAAGAGGAAGGCACCCACCUCUACACAGAUGAGGCGCUGCCGAACUUGUCAGGGCGUGAACGGGGUGAGGGAGAGAGGAAGGGGAGGCGAUGGGAGCAACUGCGACGGCAGCGGCGGCUGCAUGGGCGGCGUGAGGUAGGUAGAGGUGUAGCGGCGUCGGAGUCUUCUGUGUAUAGGGGUACAUCGGACACAGCGAAAAAAACUGACACGGUUGAACCAGUCAACUAA
Molecule: messenger RNA, 591 nt
Organism: Miscanthus lutarioriparius
Lineage: Eukaryota; Viridiplantae; Streptophyta; Magnoliopsida; Poales; Poaceae
Source: the annotation of a GenBank genome assembly